AUGAUUUAUUUACCGAAGUUUAUCAUAUAAAUGAAAGAAUGAUACCGGACAUACCAAGAAACGAAGAUCCGGUUAGUGAUCUUUCAACAAACAAUAAUAUAAACUUGAUGGCUAAUAACUUGCAAGCUACAGUUGAAUAUCCUGAAGAUAUUGGCGACGACUAUAAUGAAACAAGUACACUACUAACGUCUGAAGAAAGUAGUUUAACUGCUGGAGGCGAUGACCAAAUCGUUAUAACAAGAGAGCUGAAUAAUAAAAAAAACGAAAGAUCGAACCUAUGCACUAUAACAAAUUUUAUUAGAUUAGUUUUGUUAGUGUUAUUUAUCACGCUUGUCGUUGUUCUUUUGGCUGUUUUCAAAGUCCAAAAUCACAUCAAGGACUACCUUCAUUACAUUGAAAUACAUAAAAAUUAUGGAAUUGCUAUAUAUUUAUCUAUCUAUGUUGUCUGUGUAUGGGUGUUUUUACCAGGAUCAAUAAUAAGUGUAGCGGCAGGGUUCCUAUUCAAGCCUCCAAUACUAGCAGGACUAGUCAUUAUAAUGGGUGAUACUUUGGCAGCGGCGGGUACCUUUUUUUUUGGAAGAUAUGUCUUUUCAGAUUGGGUUAAGGGACAAAUUGAAAAGAGGCCAUCAUUUUCCGAAUUCAAUAAUGUCAUUAAUAAUGUUAUUGCUGAAGAAGGAUGGAAAAUUGUUCUCAUGCUACGACUUUCUCCACUUCCAUUUAAUUUAGUUAGUUAUAUUUUCUCAGUUAGUACAGUUGAUGCUUCUAAGGUUGAGAACUCUAAAUCAAGAUCCAAAAUUGACAUGAUCGCAUCGAUUUUGUUUCCAGAACACCGUCGAUUAUCAUCUUUCAGUGAUUGA
Molecule: messenger RNA, 857 nt
Organism: Dentiscutata heterogama
Lineage: Eukaryota; Fungi; Glomeromycota; Glomeromycetes; Diversisporales; Gigasporaceae
Source: the annotation of a GenBank genome assembly